Molecule: messenger RNA, 2414 nt
Organism: Megalobrama amblycephala (Wuchang bream)
Lineage: Eukaryota; Metazoa; Chordata; Actinopteri; Cypriniformes; Xenocyprididae
Product: zinc-binding protein A33-like
Exons: 6
Coding region: 76-1026 (316 amino acids)
Molecular function (GO): protein binding
Source: RefSeq, a predicted model, not a curated record
UGUGACUUCCUUAUUCUGAACAAACUCAAGCAGCACUCAAGUCUCAGCGGACACGUCUUCUGUCAGGCUCAUGAAAUGGAUUCAAUCUAUGAAAAUUCUGAUAUCAUAAAUACAACAAUUUCUUCAGAUGAAAAACGCUCUCCAUUCAAAGGUAAUUUCACUGAAGAACAAGAAAGUGAGAGGAAAGUCAGUCCCUCUAAGUGGACUAAAGGUCUUCUGAUUCUUCUGGGUUUGACGCUCGUUUUUGCUCUCGGGGGUCUCUGCGCUCUCUGGAUCCUUUAUAACAAUAAGCUUGCAGAUUUCAAAUCACUGAAUGAGCAGCACAUCAUGGUUUCAAAACAACUUGCAGCUCAAGUGAUCAACAACACAGUUAUGAUAAGAGAACAAGAGGAACUUAGAACCAACUACACCAGAGUUAGAGAACAGUUUCUACUUCUUGGUGGCUCUACAGAUCUGAUGAGGAUGCAGCAGUAUGAAGUGGAUGUGACUCUGGAUCCGAAUACAGCUCAUCCAUAUCUCAUCCUGUCUGAUGAUGGAAAACAAGUGAGAUGUGGAGACACUGGACAGAAACUACCAGAAAAACCAGAGAGAUUUAAUAACAGUGUAUGUGUCCUGGGAAAGGAGGGAUUCUCCUCAGGGAGAUUUUAUUUUGAGGUGCAGGUGAAGGGAAAGACUGAGUGGGAUUUAGGAGUGGCCAGAGAAUCCAUUAACAGGAAGGUACAGAUCAUACUGACUCCCAGUAAUGGAUUCUGGACUGUGUGGCUGAGGAAUGGGAAUGAAUAUAAAGCUCUCUCUGAUCCCUUUGUCUCUCUGUGUCUGAGAGUGAAGCCGCAGCGGGUCGGUGUGUUUGUGGAUUAUGAAGAGGGUCUGGUCUCCUUUUAUGAUGUGGAGUCCAGCUCUCAUAUCUACUCUUUCACUGGUCAGUCUUUCACUGGGAAACUCUAUCCAUAUUUUAGCCCAUCCUUAAACUAUGGAGGUAAAAACUCAGCUCCACUGAUCAUCACACCUGUCAAAUACAAUAAAUGAAUUUACACCUAAUAUGAAAUACACAAUGAUAUAUAUUUUGAAAUAAUGAUUUAUAUAUUUAAAAAUCUAAAAACAUAUGUUUUGCUAUUUUUUUUUUUUUUUUAUAAUUCAUUUUUCAUUGUUAAAGUCUGUCAUUUCUAGCUAUAACUGCAAAUUUUAAUGUAAGAAUAUGAUUUAGUUUUUUUUUUCAAUUGCUAACAUACAUUUGUCCAAUCUGUAGUCACAUUUUCAAAGCUCUAAACACAUUUAACAGAACAUCUGUCUGUUGUGGCCAUACCAUUAACUGAUAAGCAUUUUUAACUGAUCACUGAAAUCUUGAGAAAUAGAUUCCACUCUCAGUUGGAGGCACAGUCAGAUAUUGAAUUUCGUUUCAUUACACGGACAUAGAGUAAAAUAGGACUCUUUGAAUUGGUUUUGUUCAGUGUGGAUGCAGAACAACACAAAAGCAGAGAGAGAGAAAAAAUAUUAUCUGGAUGAGGGAGAGGAAUAGUUGUUGGAGGAGAGUAGUAGUUGGAUCAGGACAAGGGAGAAGAAGAGGUAAUGGAGAGGAGUAAGAUUGUGUGCUGAAUUGUGCUUCUCUAUGAUUUUCCCCUUUACACAUGUAGAACCUAUGAAAAGCCUAUUCCUGCCAUGCAGUGACUUUUUUCGCUCAAUAGUUUAUAUCUCAAAAAUUAGAAUUCUGAGAUAAAAAGUCACAAUAACCUUUUAUACAUUUUUAUUCUGCUUCAAUCAAUCAAUCAAUCAAUCAAUCAAUAAAUAAAUAAAAAGCUUCAACAGUAACCAAAGGCCAUGUAUGUUGGAUUUGUUAUUGUAAAGAUGUAAAGCUUUUACUACAACGAUUCUACUACCACUGUUUCAUAUAUGCAGAAUAUCUGGUCUGUGUAGGGCGUUAACUACCAAGGGGACACCAUCCAACCCUCUUUGGGGACACCAUCAACACCCCCACCCCCCAGAAAGACAUUUCAACAAAGGGGCCAACUGAAGUUCAGCAUAGGGGACUCAUUUGACCAUUGGCUGCCUUGAGCAAUUCUGUUACUUCCUUCUCUUUAUCUACAGUACAUAUAUUCUAUAAUGUAAUGAAUGUAAUGAUAGAGUUAGUAUAUGUAGAAAAAGGUUUUUAGUAUUUUGAAAUGUAGAGUUUGUAUUUAUUUAACAAAAUAUGGUUUCGGGCAGAUAAUUAACUGUUAAUUAACUGUGAUGUGGGUGUGUUGUUGUGUUAAGAGUUUAGAAAAAGUACUUUAUGUACUGGUAAACGCUAUAAGCAAUUGUAAAAAAAAAAAAAAAAAAAAAACUGUAACAAAUAAUUGUUUUUCAACUUUUCAUAAUUAUGCCAUUUUUUCCUCCCAUCGCCACCUGAAAAAGUGAAAUUCCCUGUAUUUUUUUUUUUU